CUGAUAACAACCUCUCGGCAGCGAUCUCGGAGUCAACACAACAACUUUCUUUGCGUAAAUUCGUCAGUCCACGGUUCUGUUUCAUAAUCUAACAUCAUAAUAAUCUUAGGAGUCAACAACGCUAAAUAUGGCAAGCCAGCGCCGAGUCCUCAUCACGGGUAUCAAUGGUUACAUCGCCGCGCAUACAGCGGCCACCUUUCUCAAAGCCGGGUACACCGUUCGGGGAACAGUCCGCGCAAGGACUCCUAACGUCGAGUCGCUUGUCCGCGCGCUUGACAAAUACCAUGAUGGAAACCGGCUGGAGCUAGUCGAGGUGCCAGACAUCAGCGCUAAUGGGGCAUUUGACCGCGUUGUUGAAGGCGUCCAGGCAGUAGCACACCUCGCGAGCCCCGUCUCUAUGGCCGAGACCGAUCCAGAGCCCAUGAUGCGGGCCUCCGUCCAAGGCACCACCUCCCUUCUCGCCUCGGCACUGGCCGAAUCCAAGAGAGAGCCUCGACAGAACACGCUGAAAUCAGUCGUGUUCAUGUCCACCGUCAGUGCCGUCUUCUCGGUUUCCAAACCCGCAGGACACGUCUUUACCGAGGCCGACUGGAACGAUGCCGCCGAGGAGGAAGUGCGCAGGUUGGGCAAAAACACGCCCGGGUACGUCAUCUACCAGGCGAGCAAGACCGCUGCCGAAAGGGCGUUCUGGAAAUUUGGGAAGGAAACGGCGGCUGAGUUUUCCAUGACGGCGCUAUGUCCGGCUCCCGUCCUCGGGCCACCGCUGUACCUCCCAGAUCCCAUUUCCAGCCUCAGCAUGCGCGUCAAGGAUAUCUACGACAUCCUACAUGGUGGCCCGAUACCAGAGUUCUCGCCUAUCAGGAGUACCUUUAUCGACGUACGUGAUACGGCCGAGCUGGUUCUUAGAGCGGUGGAACGGGACUCCCAGACCCCGCGUGCUCGAGAGCGCUACCUGCUUGUUGGAGAGUUGCCCAUAUCGCCCCAGGGGAUGGCCGACGUACUGAGGGCUAGCUUUCCGGAGAGACAAGACAAAAUCCGGGAGGGACAUCCUGGGGAGACAUAUCCGGAUAUGACUUGGAGGUUUGAUGCGAGUAGGGCGGGCAUGCUGCUCGGCAGGGACUGGGCUGGGUUUCAGCAGAGCGUAGUCGACAGCGCAAAGGUGUUUCUGGCAGCAGAGACUGCUUAAGGAGCCGGGCCGCAAAUUUGGUAGGAGAGAGAAGCCUCUGAGCUCCAACUAGCUUUGGGUCUCGGGUUGUAAGAGGGGGGUAAGUGCAGUGACUUGUUUGACAGCUGGACGAUGUACAUCCAUGGGAUAUUUAGGAUAUCAUUGUUACAAGAUGCAGUUUUCGUCCGUUA
Molecule: messenger RNA, 1356 nt
Organism: Chaetomium fimeti
Lineage: Eukaryota; Fungi; Ascomycota; Sordariomycetes; Sordariales; Chaetomiaceae
Exons: 3
Coding region: 128-1186 (352 amino acids)
Molecular function (GO): oxidoreductase activity, acting on the CH-OH group of donors, NAD or NADP as acceptor
Source: RefSeq, a predicted model, not a curated record